AUGAUUUUUCCCCGCCUACAACAGCGGCUGCUCUCCGUGCGCUGCGUAUAUUCCGUUGCACGCAGCCGAGUCGCCCAGCCUACGCAGCGCCGGCUCGCCUCCUCCUCCUCCUCGGGCCCCCGGCAGCCACCAGCCGCAAAACGAACAGCAGCACCGCCGCCACCAAGCCCGAGCUCUAGCAGCUCCGCGGCGGCGGCGACGCACGCACGUAUAAAUGCAGAAAAGGAGGCGCCGCCUGUAGAGACGGCCGAGGAGUACAAGGCGCGGUACAAGAGCGCAGCGCGGCGGUGGACGGCGACGGUCAUUGCGCUGCCGAUCCUGCUAGUGACGAGCUACUAUCUCUUUGACCGAUUGGCUCUGGGGCAUGCGCCCAAGGUUUUGAACCGCGAAGCCACGAAACAAGACGAUUAA
Messenger RNA from Akanthomyces muscarius, 411 nucleotides. RefSeq lists its product as uncharacterized. Lineage: Eukaryota; Fungi; Ascomycota; Sordariomycetes; Hypocreales; Cordycipitaceae. The record is from RefSeq and is a predicted model, not a curated record. The transcript has 2 exons. Bases 1 to 411 code for a protein of 136 amino acids.